This is a messenger RNA of Tetrahymena thermophila SB210, 765 nucleotides long. RefSeq lists its product as hypothetical. The transcript has a single exon. NCBI's taxonomy places the organism in Eukaryota, Ciliophora, Oligohymenophorea, Hymenostomatida, Tetrahymenidae. The record is from RefSeq and is a predicted model, not a curated record.
AUGAAUGAAUCAAGUUUAGAGCAAAAUUUAAAGCAAAAUUCAUCAUGUGGAUAACUAGAAUAAUUUUAAGACUAAUCAUCAAUCGUCAAUAAUCCUGUAGAAAAGAUUUUUAAGAAUAGCGAUAAAUUCGAUUUCUAUUCAAAAAUAAAGGAUUACAGUGUUAAAGCGUGGACUCCGCUUAUAAAUAAACUUUGUCUCUCUAAAUAAUUAAAGUUAAAGUUCAUAGGAAUUACAAAAGUGGAUAUAUAUUUGAAUAGUGAUGACGAAGCGAGUUAUACCUUCACAUAUAAUGCUUUUGGAUCAACACUUUGUGUUAAAGAUGAAGGAUAGAAUAUCGAAGUAGCCAAAAUAGAAAAUGAUUUAAUAUACUUAAUAAGAGAAGAUGGAAAAUAUGAGAAAAUAGGAUAAAUAUUAAAUCAAGUUUAAUGUAAAAAAAUAAAAGUAGUUGCAUGGGGCUUAAUGCCAAAUUCAGUUUUUUAAACAGGAUCUAACAAAAAUAUAAAUUUAUAAGUAUUUCCUUGCUGUUUUCCUUUCUAUAAAAUCUAUAGAUACUUUCAGAAAGAUGAAGUUAUUGUCAAAGAUAAAAAUACAGAUACAAUUUAUUCUACUUACUCAACUAAGUCUCUCAAAAAAGAAAAAUAAUCUAUUUUUACAUUCUCUGAAAAUUUAAAAUAAAACAUUGAUAAAUUACUAACCUUUUUUGUGGCAAUGCAAUAUAUUGAAAUCAUCUGGUAUAACCGAUAUUCAUAAUAUUUUCAAAAGUGA